GCAGAUUCUCUUCAUCAACAAACAUCACCAAAAAAAAAAAAAAAACCUCUCUUAAGCCGAACAAAGAGAGAACACAAUUAUUACAAUAUAUAGUUGAAAGUAACAAAAAAUCUACAAAUGGUGAAGUUCAAUACAGAGAAGCCAGUUGCAGAGAGAAGUGACUCAAAAUACAAGGGUGUUAGAAAAAGAAAAUGGGGCCGGUGGGUGUCUGAAAUCAGGCUACCGAAUAGCCGGGAAAGAAUUUGGUUAGGAUCAUAUGAUUCGGCUGAAAAAGCAGCACACGCUUUCGACGCAGCCCUUUUCUGCUUGCGCGGCAACACAAUGAAGUUUAAUUUUUCGGAGAACCCUCCAAACAUAGCAGGUGGCGGCUCACUUUCUCCCUCUGAGAUUCAAGAAGCUGCCGCGAGGUUUGCCAAUUCGGAGCCCCAAAGAGGCCAAUCCGGUAAGCUCGAGGCGGAUCAAUCCACAUCUGUGUCCGAAUCUCGACCGGAAUCACCUUGUCUUUCGGCAGCAUCAGAUGGUACUGUCCGAGACAUGCCAUUUUUUGAUAUGGCAAUGAGUACAAGUUCGAGUAAUCACCCCACAGAGUAUGGGAUAUUUCCGGGUUUUGACGAUCUUCACAGUGGUUUUUUUGCGCCAUCAUUUUUACCCAAUCUUGAUCAUGGAGAGGGGUUCAAUCUCGAUGGUGUUUUGGAAGAAGAUUCGUUUCUUUGGAAUUUCUAAAGAGACUUUGCUUUUGGUCAGAAAUCCUGGAUAGUUUUAGUCCCCAGAAUUACUGACAAAUUCUUUUUGACCCACUUAGGUGUAAUUGAUGGACCAUCUUGAAACGGCCAUCCUCCAUCGCCUUCAUUGCUCUGAAUGCAAGUCAAGAGUUUCACGAUAAUGGUGUUACGUUUGUAGAUUUUGCAAGUUAUUGUCUUGACAGUAAAUAUAAAUAAAAGAAGAUUUUUUUAUAAAAUCAUUAUUUUGAUUAAA
Molecule: messenger RNA, 975 nt
Organism: Populus trichocarpa (black cottonwood)
Lineage: Eukaryota; Viridiplantae; Streptophyta; Magnoliopsida; Malpighiales; Salicaceae
Product: ethylene-responsive transcription factor ERF017
Exons: 1
Coding region: 118-723 (201 amino acids)
Biological process (GO): regulation of DNA-templated transcription
Molecular function (GO): DNA binding; DNA-binding transcription factor activity
Source: RefSeq, a predicted model, not a curated record